AAAAGUAGGUGGCGAUAUGCACACAGGAUGUAACACGCCAAAAAACGGAAGAAGAAGAACGUGAACCCCUGCGAUAUACUGAAGGAAACCCGUCUCGUUCUUCCUUUCCCAACAUGGCCCCGAAGGCGAAGAAGGAAGCUGUCCCGGCUAAGACUGAGGCCAAGUCGAAGGCCCUUAAAGCCAAGAAGGCUGUGCUGAAAAACAUUUUCCACAAUCACAUUGAGCGCAGGGCAGCUUUAAAAUGGAUGUGUUCUGGCAGGCUGGACCAUUAUGCCAUCAUCAAGUUCCCCCUGACCACUGAGUCAGCCAUGAAGAAGAUUGAGGACAACAACACUCUGGUGUUCAUUGUUGAUGUCAAGGCUAACAAGCAUCAGAUUAAACACGCUGUCAAGAAACUGUACGACAUCGAUGUGGCUAAGGUCAACACACUGAUCAGGCCAGAUGGUGAAAAGAAGGCAUACGUUCGUCUUGCACCAGAUUACGAUGCCUUGGAUGUUGCAAACAAGGUAAAUUAGUGAAUGUAAAUGUUC
This is a messenger RNA of Sinocyclocheilus grahami, 530 nucleotides long. RefSeq names its product 60S ribosomal protein L23a-like. Gene Ontology annotation, cellular component: ribosome. Gene Ontology annotation, biological process: translation. The coding region runs from base 114 to 515 and encodes 133 amino acids. NCBI's taxonomy places the organism in Eukaryota, Metazoa, Chordata, Actinopteri, Cypriniformes, Cyprinidae. Gene Ontology annotation, molecular function: structural constituent of ribosome; rRNA binding. The transcript has 5 exons. The record is from RefSeq and is a predicted model, not a curated record.